GGAUGGCUGGGUUGCAAGGGCUGAGGGGAGUGAUAAAGAAGAUUGGUCGGCAAGACAACCUCCAGAUGAACAUUUGGGACCUUGAUCACAUGAACAAGAUAGUGCCGCCAUUCCUCUUCAAUAUGCACAGUCACAGUGUCGCCCAGUCAAGAGAGUCUGGUGAGAUCCAGCCUGUUGUGGAGGAGGGAGACAGUCUGGGAGGGUACUCUCAGGAUAGUCUCACUGAGCUCAUCACUUUUGCCGGACUCUCUCACAUCGACAGUGUCCUCAAGCCAAUACUGCAACACUUUGACCUAAACAAACUAUGGAUAUCGGACAAGGAAUUCACAGCUGGUGUGUACGUCAUCGUUGUGGAAGCCAUGCAGCCCCCCAGGAGACAGGAUCGGUACAAGGCCGUCCAGUCGCUGGUGGACCACCUGGAUGCCAAGGUGAAGGAGUCCUGGGAGACCAAACAAGGGAUCCUCGGCACACUCUCUAAGUGUGUUGCCGUGGCAGCAGACAGCUCUCUUGGUCCGUCUGUACUGGAUAUAUUCCGUACACUGGUCCGCCACCUCCGUAUCUCCAUAGAAACUGUUUCAGAAGGCCCCUCCGACCUCACGUCCUCUCUGACCUUUCAGCAAUCCAUCACUAUCACUGUGGGGGAGUUUGCAGGAGUCCUUCCUGACUAUCACAAGCCAGAUAUACUGGGGCUCAUCAACUCUUAUGUACCCGUGGCCUCAGGGGGUCUUGAUAGCGGAGCCACCACUGGACUGUCUGUACAUCCUCUGGCACCUCAGGACACUCAAAACAGGUGAGAAUGAUAUUAUAAAGCUCUUGCUUCAUUUAGCUAUUUGUGUACAUGUAUGUGUUUAGUUUCCUGUCAUAAACACUGUUUGUACAUGUACGUGUUCUCUGAUUCUGGUGCCUUCGUGAAUCCUGUUUAUAGCAGUAACCUUUGAGUAGACUGCAUUAUAGAGGAUGAUCUGCUUAUAAUUAUGUGACCAUGCACAAUAGACUGCGUGCAUUACUAAGUGUUUAAGCUUCCCUCUUCCCUUUAUUAUGCAGCCCCAUGUUGACUACCUCCCUGGUCAAGUGUUUGAGGGCGGUGGCUGACACCUGUCACGCAUCAGUGCUGGAGACGGCGUUCCCAGGGCAACUGUUCGCCUCCCUCGUUCAAUUGCUCCUCAUACGAGAGCCCAGCACACAGCUGGAUGUGGCCCUACUCUGGCAUCGUCUCGUAGAUCACCAUGCCAACAAGGACAAGAUUCCUCUCAACACGUUCGUGGAUGUGUGUGUGUGUGUGUGUGUGUGUGUGUGUGUGUGUGUGUGUGUGUGUGUGCACCU
This is a messenger RNA of Halichondria panicea, 1323 nucleotides long. Its product is annotated as protein EFR3 homolog B-like. Gene Ontology annotation, biological process: protein localization to plasma membrane. Gene Ontology annotation, cellular component: plasma membrane. Lineage: Eukaryota; Metazoa; Porifera; Demospongiae; Suberitida; Halichondriidae. The record is from RefSeq and is a predicted model, not a curated record. The transcript has 6 exons. Bases 3 to 794 code for a protein of 263 amino acids.